ACUUUCUUCACCUAACAUUUACUUUUUCUUUGGUAAAAGUGUCAGUCUACAAGUCAUGUCGUCUUUCGGGAAAUUGUUUAGAGUACAUACCUACGGCGAGAGUCAUUGUAAAUCCGUCGGCUGUAUCGUGGACGGUGUACCUCCUGGGUUGAAGUUGACAGAGGAAGAUAUACAAGUUCAAUUGUCUAGAAGGAGACCUGGUCAAAGUGAUAUCACCACUGCUAGGAGCGAAUUCGACACCGUACACCUCCAAUCCGGUUGUGAACACGGUGUCACUCUCGGAACACCUAUCUCUCUAUUAGUGCUUAACAAAGAUCAAAGACCACAUGAUUACGCAGAAACAGAUUCUUAUCCUCGUCCUUCUCACGCAGAUUACACCUAUCUCGCGAAAUACGGAGUAAAAGCUUCUUCUGGUGGUGGACGUGCUUCCGCUAGAGAAACCAUCGGGAGAGUAGCGGCUGGAGCUAUAGCGGAGAAAUAUCUACUGGAAUGUUACGGCAUUGAGAUCGUGGCGUUCGUUCAGAGGGUAGGAAAAGUUGGAAUACCAUUCGCUGAGGAUGAUAAUGAGGUUUUGGGGAAAGAAUAUAUGGAUUUGGUCAAAAGUGUGAAAAGGGAUCAGGUAGAUAAAGAAAUCACUAGAUGUCCACAUAAAGAGACCAGUAUGAAAAUGGAAGAGGCAAUCCGCACGUCCAAAGCUGCUAAUGACUCUCUCGGAGGUCUGAUCACCUGCGUCAUACGUAAUUGUCCUCCUGGUCUAGGCGAACCAGCUUUCGACAAGUUAGAAGCUAUGUUAGCUCAUGCAAUGCUCAGUAUCCCUUCCACCAAGUCUUUCGAAAUCGGUUCAGGUCUGAGAGGAACGAUGUUUCACGGGAGUGAACAUAAUGAUCCUUGGAUUGAAGGGGUGGACAGUAAAGGUGAGAAAGUGUUGAGAACGAGUACCAACUGGAGUGGAGGAGUACAGGGUGGGAUAAGUAAUGGAGAGGAUAUCUACUUUAGGGUCGGGUUUAAACCACCUGCUACGAUCGCCCAAGAACAGUCUACGGCAAGGUACGAUGGAUCCGCCGGUGUCUUGGCUGCCAAAGGGCGACAUGAUCCUUGUGUCGUACCUCGCGCUGUACCCAUAGUAGAGACCAUGUCCGCUUUGGUUAUCAUGGACAUGUUACUCCAACAAAAUGCUCGUCAAGCCGCUGCCGCCCUCUUACCUCCACUUACCCACCUUCCACUCACAAUGGUCCUUCCCGGUAAAGGCGUUGUCAGUGACGCGGCGGAUCAGAAAGUCCAGGACAACAAGGUCGGUGAUGAGUAGCCCGAGAUGAUCACUCAUAGAUGAUGUAGACUUGGUUGGUGAAUGCAUAUAUCUUCUUCUG
Molecule: messenger RNA, 1367 nt
Organism: Tremella mesenterica DSM 1558
Lineage: Eukaryota; Fungi; Basidiomycota; Tremellomycetes; Tremellales; Tremellaceae
Exons: 6
Coding region: 56-1306 (416 amino acids)
Biological process (GO): aromatic amino acid biosynthetic process; chorismate biosynthetic process
Cellular component (GO): cytosol
Molecular function (GO): chorismate synthase activity; FMN binding
Source: RefSeq, a predicted model, not a curated record